This is a messenger RNA of Caenorhabditis sp. 36 PRJEB53466, 5911 nucleotides long. NCBI's taxonomy places the organism in Eukaryota, Metazoa, Nematoda, Chromadorea, Rhabditida, Rhabditidae. The record is from the annotation of a GenBank genome assembly.
AUGCUAACCGUUUUGGCGCUUCGACGGCCUGCCCAAAGAAGAGACAGCUUUUUGACGCCGCUUUUGUAUGAAAAGGUAAUUUCUACUUUGUGGGGCACCAGUGAUUUCACUUAAAAGAGCAGAAAUCACAGCUUGCAAGUGCAUUUCCGUUAAUUUCUCAGAGUCAGUUCAAUUUCCAGCUGUCACGCAGUCGUUUGCUCUUUACCAGUACUAUUUUACUCCUAAAAACUGUGCACUUGUUCAUUUUGACAGAGAAAUAAUGUUCUGAAAGUUUAACAGUGAAACCUCGGGCAGCAGCAAAAACGUUUGAAAACAUGAAAAACAAUAUCUGGAUAACUUUAGUACUUAGAAAAUCUCAACACGGCCCGUCAAAACUUGUCAGUCUGGACCGAGCUGAGAGAAAAUUUAGCGGAUUUGGCACGGAAUGCAAAAAAUGUAAAAAAUGUGUGUACAGGAUAGUUUGAACAGAAAAUAUACAUUUUUCCGUGUGUCUGGGCUGCGUGGCCCUGAUCGUAUACAAGUUAGGUCCUGUCGGUUGUCGUGGGUGACAAGGGAGCGGCUCUUCUCCAUUAACCCCCUGAUUUAUCGACGCUUCACAUCUCAUCUCUUCCGCGCAAUUUCCAUCGUACUAGUUCGUUUUUCCGCGCCCACCCUUCCGCCUCUUCCUAGAUGUAUUUCAUCGAGUCCACACCCCCUUGCCUCAUCCCAUAACGCCCUUCCAUCCAUUCACUAAAGCGUCUUCUCACCCCAGCUGGCUUCACUCUUUUGACCUACAUCUAAGACGAUAAAGGAAAUAGAAGAAAACAGAAAAAAAGUCUUUCUGGAAAACGCUUCUCUAUUCAUAGUCAGCCAAUUGAAAUGACCUUGUGAUGGCAAACCGAGUUUGGCCAAGACCUCUCCAUAUUCUCUGACUCAUUCGUCAUCGCUUCGGACGAUAUACUCCCGCGCUCGCAUGGUUCUCUAUGUCCGACUCGUCUAUAAAGUAAUGUUGACUCUUGGCGAACACAAAAAUGGGAGGUUGGGGAAUGAAUAGGCGUUGUGCUUUCCUUUGGUGCCGUUUUGAAACAUGAGAACUUUUAUUGUGAAAAACAAGAACGGAACAAAACAACAAACCACUUUUUGCAGGUUCCCAUGAGCUCCGGUUGUGAGCUCUGGAUCGGGGCCGCCCGAUGGUUACGCGACCUCAACGUGCUCACCAAUGACAAAAACGGAACUAUGCUCGAAUUCGCGUCGGUACUCAGGUAUGCCUUGACUUUUUCGUCUCUUUUUUAAAAUACUUGAUAUUGUUUCAGAGAUGGAGUGCUGCUUUGCCGUCUUGCCAACACCCUGGUCCCAAAUUCAGUGGACCCAAAGGAGAUUAUGAAGACGCAGCAGCAAUCACAGGUAGGAUUUGCAUAAAGAAACAGCAAAGUAGACUAGUUUCAGUUCGCCUGCUUCAACAACAUCAACUUCUUCGUGGACUUCUGCCGGACACACUUCAAGCUGGCCGAUGCGGACCUUUUCACCCCGGCCGAUCUCUUCCACAUGACUGGCUUUCAGAAAAUACUCAAAACCCUGUCGAUAUUGUCGAAUUCUGAGGAAUCUGUCAGCCGAGGCGUCGAGUAAACAUAUUUUUCACUAAUAUCAAAGUAUAGACAUCAAUUUUUUACAGGCCCUUCCCGGAAAUCGACAAAAACAUGCAGGGAACCUCGAGUGCUCCGGAGUUUGUGGAUGACGAGGAGAUUUAUCAAUCCCUCCAUGAUAACAUUGAGAACAUUGACCCCGAUCGGACCAUCUACGGUCCUAUUACAAGUACGGAUCCCGAGGAACACCAGUCCGAAGUGCUUUACGACAGAAUUGUGACGAAUCGGAAGCCGAGUCUCAAUGAAAACGAUGUACGUUCCAUUCAAAAAGUUUGUGAAAAAUUACAACGCCAACUUUCAGCUCCAGAAUACGCCGACACUGAAGCGAAAUCGAUGUAUACGCGAAUUGUACGAUACCGAGAAGAACUAUGUGACGCAGGCUCUCGCGACUAUAAUCAAGACGUUCUACGAGCCGCUGAAGGGAAUCAUUCCGACUGACGCCUACAAUGUCAUUUUUGGGAAUAUUGAAGAGAUCAACACUCUGCACGCGGCACUCUUGGAGGAUUUGCACUGGCCGGUCGAAGUGGCUUUUGGUACCGGGGACGGACAGCCUUCGAGACCGACGACGUUGAGUGAGCCACCUCCUCAGACGAUCGGAGAGGUUUUUAUCAAGUGAGUGUUAAUCAAAAAAGUUUCACGGGCCGGGUCGGGCCGGUAUAGUUAAGCCGAUACAGUAAAAUGACUGGAUGUUGGUAGUAGGCGCAUUCUUUGUAAGUGUAUGCAUAUUUUAAAAAAACACACUUGACCGAAAGUGUUUUUUUUGUUAUCAUUUCAAACACGAGACGUAUGUUGGAAAAAUAACGGAACCGUUGUGAUUUCCGGACAAUAAAACAGUUUCGGAAUAGUUCUUCGAAAAGUUUUUGCUUUGAAAUCUGAUGAACAAAGUUACGAAAUGAAUAACCGAAUAAACGUUAUUCCAGGUACCGCGACCAGUUCCUCAUCUAUGGAAAGUACUGCAGUAACCUGCCAGAAAGUCGGAAGACGUGCAACGAACUCUUGAAGACAAACGAGUUCAUUUCCAAGAAUAUUGAAGAGCUUACGGCUCAGGGAAAUUGCAAGUUCGGCCUGAACGACCUUCUGUGCGUGCCAUUCCAGCGAGUCACCAAAUACAAACUCCUUUUACACGUAAGAUCUCGGAAAAAAAUCUUUACAAUACUUGUUUUUUUUUUCAGGAGCUUGUCAAAAAGACUGAUAUGGCAAGUGCGGAUCGGAAGAGUCUCAUAGAGGCGGCUGAAGUCAUGGAGGAUGUGUGCAACUACAUCAACGAAGAGUCCAGAGACACAAGUUCGAAAAAAGUGAUUGACGAGAUUGAGCAGAGCAUCACUGACUUGUCAAUGGUACUUUUGUUGUACAUGCUCAUCAUCAUAAUAUCGAUUUUCAGCCGACCAACGUGAAACUCCAUGACUACGGCCGAGUGAACACUGACGGUGAAGUCAAAAUGGCCGAGUCAACGCUCACCACUUUCGGAAAACCAAAACAACGCUACGUGUUCCUGUUCGACAAGGUGAUCGUCGUGUGCAAAGCAGCCAGCAAGGUAUCCACAAAAGAUCGGAGUCCUGGAACUUCAAGCAAGGCCAACACAUUUACGUACAAGAACGCGUACGUGAUGUCGGAGCUGAGCAUCGAUCAGAAUGUGUCGAUUGACACCAAGUCCGGAGGGACCAUCACGCGGCGAACCCAAUACGUCAUUCAUAUGCAUCGCGAUCGCACCGACAGCAAUGAGAUUGUCCAGUUGACGUUUUAUUUCAAGAACGAGACGUCACGAACAAAAUGGCUCAAAGCGCUGCUGGAAUCGAAGUGAGUACCAGAGUUUCCUUGUUAAGAAAUUAAAAAUAAACUGACACAUACAUACGCUUUUCAAAUUCCAAAUCUCAGAAAUGCCGAGGACUUUUCUGCGCGCUGUUCCGUUCAUAGGCAUUUCUGAAAGUUAGGGUAUUCUCUUAGGCAUGUUUCUUGAAAUUAUUCCUUAGCCCCUUUUAGCAUUUAUUUUACCUUUUUUUCAGAACAAACGUCUCGCCAACCGAACAUCUCCGCGACACCAACCACAAGGUGGCGUACACAAGUUUUCGCGUCGACAUCAAAUCCCCGCUGACAUGUGAUGUGUGUGAGAAACUGAUGAAAGGAUUACGCUACCAGGGAUACAAGUGCGAAUGUGAGCAAUGUUCAUAUAAACGGAAUUUUUAAAAUUUUUCUCGUUUCAGCCUGCAACAUGGUCAUGCACAAAGAUUGUCUAGGCCUAAAAAGAUGUGAGGCUAGACGCAAAUCGACACAUGAGACCAGAAGCUCGCAAAGCUUCAACCGACCAAGGACCAACGGCAGUUCUCAUAGUGAGUGGAGAAAACAUUAAUUGACCAAUAAUUAUUCAAUUUCAGUUCACAACGGCGACAUUGUGAUGGCCACUUCGAACUUCACUCCGUCCGACCUCACAUUCCUGCAGUUCUCCACCGGCGACCGUAUUGAAGUGAUCGAAAUGCAGGGAGUUAAUCGGUUCACGGGCUGUCUCGUCAACAACCGUACUCGAACUGGACUCGUCCACACCAGCCACGUCUCUCAGACUCGGGUUCGUUUCCACUUUUGUUUGCAUGGGAGUAAUAGAGAUGUACCCGAUGUUUAGACACCAGUUAGUGUCUUCUCUUUGUCUCCGUGCACCUGAACAUCUGUGAAAUUUGAAAUGAGCCAGGCUCUCGCUCUCUCUUUUUCCUCUACUAUCGCUUGUUCAGUGCCGUCCUCGCGGACCGCUCGGUGUGACUCAUCUCACUUUGCACACUUUAUGGGCGGAGCGAGCACACUUUCAAUGUCAAUCAGACGGCUUGCGAGCCAUACAGAUUGAACACUUUUAUUGCUUUUCUCCUAAUGCACGCCGACAUUUUCAUCAUUCUUUGCAGACGCACUCGAUGAUCGGACUAAGCCCUCUCGAUUCGCCGGCCGGAUCGAUCGUCCCGCGUGUCGACCGCAGAGAAACGACGACAGUGUUGCCGACACGACCUGAGACUUUGUUAUCUGAUGGGUAAGUCGAUUCACCAGCGACAAAAUUCAUUCCUGACAAAAAUUUCACACUUUAUCCGGUUCUAUUCUAUUCGGAAUGGUAUUCAUAGUUGCAACGUGAGUGAAUCUAACGUCACUAGGAGCAUAGGAGCACCUUUGUGCCCGUAUGACUAACUGUUAGCUCAGGUGUUCUUUCUCAUCCGGCACGUGUUUGCACAAAAGCAGGUGCUAAUAGUUUCACAGAAAAAUAUCAUAGACGUUGAACUUUUUCGAAAAAUGUUGGUCUAUUUUCCAGACAUGUCUUGCUUUUUCAAUGUUUCUGUAGAUAUGAAUAGGUAUUCACACAAAAUACCUCUAAUUGAAACCAAUUUUUUAGUGGUGCCCGGAGCACGAGUAGCCAAGGAGCAUUCACAGCUCGUAGCUCGAGAGCCUCUUCUUCAUCGACGAUCAACGGAACAGAAAUGCCACGUCAGCAAGACUAUGUGAACACGGAAAUAUCCGAAUUUCCCUGGUACAUGGGAGAUAUGGAACGGGCAAAAGCGGAGAACACGUUGAAAGGAACGCCGAACGGAACUUUUCUGGUCCGAUUCAGUAAGAACCGAAAGCAGACGGCCAUUAGCUUGAGGUUAAACUCUAAACGGAGUUCUCUAUUUUAACUUUUUUUUUCAGCUACAAGGGAGAAGUGAAGCACAUGAUAAUCGAGGUGAACAAGGAUGGCAAAGUGUUCCUGGACGAAGAUUACAUCUUCAAUUCCGUGGUGGUGAGUCAAUGUGGACGGUGUUGUGAGAGAAUUCACAUUCACAUGACUGAGUAUUGCCGAGAAUCACAUUUAUUCGAUCUUUCAGGAGCUCGUGCAAUAUUAUCGCGACCACAACUUGAUUGAAAUUUUCCAAGCACUGGACACGUGCCUGAAGAGCCCGUAUCCACAGUGUAAAGUGUUCAAGGCAGUUCACGAUUACGAUCCGCCGCCACCGAACACGGAGGGAAAGUUUUUAUCGUUGAGGACCGGGGAUAUUGUGGUGCUUUUGGACACUGUUGGAGAGGAUCGCGGAUGGUGGAAAGGACAAGUCAAUAAUAGGGUAAGAAAUAAAAAGAACACAUUUCUGGUUCGAGAAAUAGUUGUUACGGUCAAGAAAUGACAAAAAUAACAGUCGUCAGGCUGCUGGGCCGUCAAAAUUUUUCUACUUUCACAAGUUUACUUAUUUCAGACUGGAUUCUUCCCACUCAGCUACGUGAAAGAGUACGAUGCAGUCAAGGAUGGAGCCCAGACUCCGCCCACCCCAACUUCCUCUUCCAACUCUUAA